Branchiostoma floridae (Florida lancelet) is the source of this 1442-nucleotide messenger RNA. Its product is annotated as LITAF domain-containing protein-like. The coding region runs from base 168 to 563 and encodes 131 amino acids. Gene Ontology annotation, molecular function: zinc ion binding. The transcript is spliced from 5 exons. Lineage: Eukaryota; Metazoa; Chordata; Leptocardii; Amphioxiformes; Branchiostomatidae. The record is from RefSeq and is a predicted model, not a curated record.
UCGUGUUACACUUUGCACGCACCACGAAUGGAUCACUUGGCAACAGGACAUAAACACUGUCAUUUGAGAGAACAGGUCCGUAACAUUCUCGGCACGGGGUGUGUCUAUAUACGUGCGUGCAACAGCAACAAGCAGGUGGCCUGGGUCAUUAGGUCUUUACAUCAAAGAUGUCAGAAAAGACGGAACUACGGGAGAGGCAUUCGCCUACUCUGCCCGGCCAGCCAGAUGCCGGACAGCAGGCCGUACCAGCGGCGACAGUAACUUACACUUCUGCUCCCCAGGCCGCUAUGGUCCCAGUGCAGAUCCCUGAACCCCCUGAACGCAGCAGGGUGUCCGUGAGGGUGAAGUGUCCGUCCUGUCAGCAGGUUAUCGACACGGUUACUGAGACCAAGGUCGGGAAGUUUGCCUGGAUGGUCGCAGGGACCGUCUUCCUGAUAGGGUUGUCGUUUCCGGUAUUCUGGCUGGGGUGUUGCUUCCCAUGCUGUAUCUCCAACUUUAAGGACACCAAGCACACCUGUCCGAACUGCAAGGCGCACGUGGCUACCUACAAGAUUGCCAAAUAAGGCGUUGGAGAAUCUCACUUUGACAUCUUGAUGCAUCAGCAGAAGCUAUAGAAUGAUCAUUGCUUAGAUUUUUGAAAGUGAUCGAAACUCUAAUUAUGAGUUUGUUCUAUGUUUUUGAAUGAGUAUUUCAUUUAACAAAAUUCCAUUGCUAGGCUCUGUGAAGCUGAUGCUAUUUUACACAAAUCACUGUUACUGGCAAGUUACUGUAUAAAUAUUCUCUGGUAGCCAGUUUUAGUGGCGAGCAAUUGUAAAUUUGAUUUUGUUUUCAGCCUUUUUUCAAGUGUAGCAAGUUCCCCAAGGGGAGACGUAAGAAUUAGCGCAGGCGCCUAGAAGCCCCCGGUAAGAGAGCUAGAAACAAUGCCUUAAACUAUUAAAAGCCUUUCUUGGUAGGAUUUAUACUUGUUGAAUUAGUAGUAAAAAUUACCUUUCUCCAUCGAGGGGGUUUCUGCACCCCCUGAAAUAGUGGUAUCGUCACAGAUAUCUGUUUUGAGCCCAAUGGGCCAGUCCAAGGGCUCUAAUUAAGGGGUUUAUGAAAAGACUAGCCGUAUAGAAAUCCUUGCAAAUGACUUUGGUGAGACAGGACAUAGUAGGCUAUCAUUUGGGGGUAAGUUUGUAUGUCUUGAACUUUUUAUUCUUGAGAUAAUUGCAUAUUUGUUUCCUCAACUCUCCCAUUGGAUUACAUGUAUUACUGGGGAAAAUUCUAAUGGUUGCGUCUCCCCAAAGCUAGGAAGGCGGUUCAGAGGAAUUAUCAUAUUGCUUCCUUUGAAUGUGCAUAAUUGCCACCGUGCUAUGUGGUACGGAGAAGAGUGGUAUCGAGAGUUUAAAGUCUGUAUGUAAAUAUGGCGAAAAUCUCACAAUAAAACACAUACAAGAGACUUA